AUGGAUUCCGUUCGGGGAUUCCGUCUGGUCCAUUCAAAGUCAAUUCCCCUAACCGGGUUACCAUGGGUUUUAGCGACAUGGACUGACAGGCGCUUCACGUGGUUGCGUGGCAGUUUUGCCGAUGAUCAGUUCAAGAGAAAAUCCCCUUGCAGGUAUUCCAUAUUUUCAGUGGACCACAGCAUCAAGGCCGGAAUUGAAGGAGUUGGCUGUCCCCCACUAAAGAGGUCGAAUUUCCUGAUUUGCUGUGGCGUAGAGGUUGAUAUAUGA
Molecule: messenger RNA, 267 nt
Organism: Pochonia chlamydosporia 170
Lineage: Eukaryota; Fungi; Ascomycota; Sordariomycetes; Hypocreales; Clavicipitaceae
Exons: 2
Coding region: 1-267 (88 amino acids)
Source: RefSeq, a predicted model, not a curated record